UCGAACAAAUUCAGAGAAGGCAGCGAACGAGACAGUUCUAACGCUAACUACUUCAGAAUUGCAGCGUGCUAAGUAAAAAUCAAUUGAUUUCGCAGACAGUCGAAAAAGUGUUAUUCUACUACAAAGUGUUUAUUGUGUUUAAAAAUGCGUUGUUUGUACUUGAUUUCGAGUGUUUGUGCAGUCUUCAGUGUUGUGGCUCCUUCCGCAAUUCCGAUGUGGGAAUUUUUGAAAAGAGAGGAAAAAACGUCCUACAUUUACUCGUUGUUCGCAAGUGAAAUCGAGGAUUAUUGCCAGAAUGUGCUGGAAGACAAAAAUUGCAGUCAAGACUUGCUGAAAGUUGGACUAGAAAACUUGAAGCGCAUUAGUGACGAAGAAUUGGACGAAUUGGACCCCUACCAAAGGGAUGCCGCUUAUUUAAUAUGGGAUACUCUGUUAGGUGGUCACAUCGCCAAAAAAAAUCCGAAACAAAAAACUACAUCAACCCCGAAACCUAAUUCGUACGAGGACGAUUUGUUACUGGAGGUCACCAAUGAUGAGUUUGGUACCCAAGAAGAAGAAUCUGCAAAGAUAGAGUCCUAUUACACUGUAGAACCGCCCAAAGGAUUCGUAUUCGUCCCUUUCACCGAUAAAUUAAUUUUCGAUACUAGUUCACCUGAUCAAGAUCAGGCUUUCACCGAGUCGGUUCACAUUUCCAACAACAUACCUGACAACAAAUACAUAGAAAAUAAAAAGAAAAAGCCUACAGCGUUAAAGAAACAGGACCUGAAGUCUACGAUUCCUUUCGAAGUUCUUUUCACGAAAAAAAUGGACAAUCAAGGACCUCUGGAAGACCUGGAAUACAGCAGGGAUUAUCCCAAAGUUUAUCUGACUGGACCAAGCGUGGUACGCGUGUAUCCAGACGGUUCCCCAGUAACGGACUUUACCCCUCAAAUACCUCAAGAUGAAGAUUUGUACCAAUACAAAAUGCAGCACAUGAAGAUUCCCAGGUUUUAAAAAUUGACUAGUGUAUUUUUUGUGUGUGGCGCGACAAGAAAAAAUGCCGCAUAUUACUAUUGUGAUAUUGUACAUAGUUAUUUAUUAUUUAUGAAGAUUUUUUUACUUAUUUAUUUCUUUUAAAAAGUCGUAACGGACUUAAAGUACUUCCACUUUUGUUGGAAAACUUGUUUUGUAGAUUGUUCCUGAGCGUAUUGUAAAUAUUAAGCUAAUGUAAAGGAGAAGUAAACAUAUUAAUAAAUAUUUUUAAGAUAUGUAA
Molecule: messenger RNA, 1252 nt
Organism: Agrilus planipennis (emerald ash borer)
Lineage: Eukaryota; Metazoa; Arthropoda; Insecta; Coleoptera; Buprestidae
Gene: Reg-5
Product: rhythmically expressed gene 5 protein
Exons: 3
Coding region: 145-993 (282 amino acids)
Source: RefSeq, a predicted model, not a curated record